Molecule: messenger RNA, 1044 nt
Organism: Daldinia decipiens
Lineage: Eukaryota; Fungi; Ascomycota; Sordariomycetes; Xylariales; Hypoxylaceae
Exons: 3
Coding region: 1-1044 (347 amino acids)
Source: RefSeq, a predicted model, not a curated record
AUGGCCGCAACAAAUCAACACGUGAGCAGCGGGCCUGCUACCACUGCGGUCACUUCCAUCCUGCUUGGAAUCGGAGCAAUCCUCGUUGCGUUACGUUGCUAUGUUCGGCUGCUAAUGACAAAGAAUUUUGGCUGGGAUGACGGUAUCAUGGUGUUUACCCUCGGCGUCCUUAUCGCUGGGGAUGUUGUGAUAUUCAAGAUGGUGGCAAUAGGUGCUGGUUACCAUCUUACUGAACUUGCCGACCCAGAGGCUGCAGCUUUGCUGCUUCUCAAAUGGAACAGCGUCUACCAAGCAUUGAACGUUAUCGGGGCAUUCUUUACUAAGCUCUCUAUUGGUAUUUUCCUUUUGCGUCUCAAAAACUCGAAAAACAUUCGGGUUACGAUUUGGAUAUUCUUGACGCCACUUGCAUUGUCCACUCUAGUGGUUGUCUUCACCGUUCUUCUCCAAUGCAUACCUCUCGACGCGCUCUGGACCCCGACUACUGAGGGGCGUUGCAUUUCACAAAACGUGCCGUUGACAGCCUCUUAUGUGCAAUCUGGCUUUGCAAUCUUGGCGGAUUUGUUUUUGACAGCUUCGCCGAUAGCAAUUUUGUGGAAUAUCAAGAUAAGCAGAAGCAAAAAGGUUGGCAUCUGUGGCCUUAUGAGCCUUGGUUUGAUGGCAACAAUUGCCAACGCAUUGCGAAACGCCUAUAUUCCGAAUUUGACUGAAUCUGACUUUACAUAUACGAUCGUGCCUAUCGUGCUCGUUGCCGAUCUCGAGUUCUCUCUCGCUGUCAUUGCUGCUUGUAUACCUACACUUAUGCCUCUAUUUAAGAAGCAGAAAGAUCGUAUGACAUACAGCAAAAUGAGUGGGAAACAAGCCUCGGGGUCUCCAAGCCAGAAUCAUAUUGGGAGCAACAGAGGACCUGCUGCUCACACACAAGACUUCUCAACCGUGACGACUGUUAGUCAAGGGUACCCUUUACAUGAUCUCAAUGACAAUUGCAAUGACAAGGACAAGGCUCGCAUCAUGUUACAACAAAGCUAUACAGUCGAGCGAACCUAA